UGCGUGAAAGACCAAAGGAAACCAAAAUCACGGGUCCACCCUCCGUGACUCUCUCAAACUCAAACUCCAAAACCCCCCAAAGGCCAAACCUAAACCCUUCUAUAGCUAUCUCAACAUUUCUUCAACCAUGGCCAACUACACCGCCUCCACCACCCCCACUCUCUCUCCUCUCUCCUCCUCCUCCUCCUCCUCCAAAACCCCUUCUUCUCCCAAACCCACCUCCUCUCUCUUCCGAAAACCCCCCUCCCUCUCACACUCCCACAAAGCCCUCAUCGCCACCGCCUCCAAAAACCCCAUCGCCGGCGUAAUCUCCUCGAACAAACCAAACCCAGAUAACAAUUAUGAUUCUUUCUUCGACGAUGACGACGAAAAGCCUCGGGAGGAGUGCGGCGUGGUGGGUAUAUACGGCGACCCGGAGGCCUCCCGCCUCGCCUACCUGGCCCUCCACGCCCUCCAGCACCGCGGCCAGGAAGGCGCCGGGAUCGUCACCGUCGACAGUGACAACAUCCUCCACUCCGUCACCGGCGUCGGCCUCGUCUCCGACGUCUUCACCGAGCACAAGCUCGACCAGCUCCCCGGCGACUCCGCCAUCGGCCACGUCCGCUACUCCACCGCCGGCGCCUCCAUGCUCAAGAACGUCCAGCCCUUCGUCGCCGGCUACCGCUUCGGCUCCGUCGGUGUCGCCCACAAUGGAAACCUGGUAAAUUACCACGCCCUACGUAUCAUGCUCGAAGACAACGGGUCCAUUUUCAAUACUAGUUCUGAUACAGAAGUUGUUUUACAUCUCAUGGCUAUAUCAAAGGCUAGGCCUUUGUCCUUGAGAAUAGUUCAGGCUUGUGAACAGCUUGAAGGGGCUUAUUCUAUGGUGUUUUUGACUGAGGAUAAGUUAGUUGCGGUUCGUGACCCGUUCGGGUUUCGCCCAUUGGUUAUGGGUAGGAGGAGCAAUGGGGCUGUGGUUUUUGCCUCUGAGACUUGUGCUCUUGACUUAAUUGAGGCUACUUAUGAGAGAGAGGUUUAUCCGGGCGAGGUUUUAGUGGUGGAUAAAGAUGGGGUUCAAUCCCUUUGCCAAAUGCCUCACCCUGAAACAAAAUCUUGUAUCUUUGAGCAUAUUUAUUUUGCUUUGCCUAAUUCGGUGGUUUUCGGUAGAUCGGUGUAUGAAUCGCGUCGUGCGUUUGGUGAAAUGCUCGCUACUGAGGCACCGGUUGAUUGCGAUGUGGUGAUAGCUGUGCCUGAUUCUGGGGUAGUUGCUGCACUUGGUUAUGCUGCGAAAGCAGGCGUGCCCUUUCAACAAGGGUUGAUUAGGUCACAUUAUGUGGGGAGGACUUUUAUCGAGCCGUCACAGAAGAUUAGGGAUUUUGGAGUGAAGCUGAAGUUGUCACCGGUUAAGGCGGUAUUGGAAGGGAAGAGGGUUGUGGUUGUGGACGAUUCAAUUGUGAGAGGGACUACCUCUUCAAAAAUCGUUCGGUUGAUUAAGGAAGCAGGGGCCAAGGAAGUUCACAUGAGGAUUGCGAGUCCGCCUAUUAUUGCUUCGUGUUAUUAUGGAGUGGACACUCCUAGUCCGGAGGAGUUGAUUUCGAAUAGGAUGAAUGUGGAGGAAAUUAGGGAGUUUAUUGGGUCGGAUUCACUUGCGUUUUUGGAAAUUGACAGCUUGAAGAAGUUGCUUGGCAGUGAUUCUCCUAACUACUGUUAUGCUUGCUUUUCUGGGAAGUAUCCAGUGGAGCCAACGGGUAAAGUGAAACGAGUUGGCGAUUUUGUGGAUGAUGGGUUGAAUGGAAGCAUAGGAUCAAUUGAUGGGGGUUGGGUUCAAGGAACAAGAAUCCAGGAGGGGAAUAGAGAUUCAAAACAGAAACUCGAGGAGGAGGAGGAGAAAGUUCCAAUAUAGAAAUCACCUUUCUGCUGAAUUUAGUGAUCAGGGUUCCUCAGGUUUGCUAUAUAUUGUGCUUUUAUUGUUUUCAGAGGCAUCUUAAAGGUUUUGUGGUGAGUGUCAUUUCUCGAAGUAUUUUCAUAUUUGUUGCUGAGAUAACCUUAGGGGUUGAAGCUAACGAUUAUCUUCCAAUUUUGGUCACAUCUUCUGUUUUGGUAAUCUUUUGUGAUGUUUUAGCUAACUUAUAAAGAUUAUAAAUAAAGGGUCCUUGAUUUAGCA
This is a messenger RNA of Rhododendron vialii, 2143 nucleotides long. Its product is annotated as amidophosphoribosyltransferase, chloroplastic-like. Gene Ontology annotation, biological process: purine nucleobase biosynthetic process; purine nucleotide biosynthetic process. Gene Ontology annotation, molecular function: amidophosphoribosyltransferase activity. NCBI's taxonomy places the organism in Eukaryota, Viridiplantae, Streptophyta, Magnoliopsida, Ericales, Ericaceae. The coding region runs from base 128 to 1882 and encodes 584 amino acids. Gene Ontology annotation, cellular component: cytoplasm. The record is from RefSeq and is a predicted model, not a curated record. The transcript has a single exon.